UCUUGAUAACUCCGUCAAGAAUGACAAGAAAAAGAUGUCCUUUAUCCCAAAGAUAUUUUCUUACAAGAGACGAACUAGAGGUGGCUCAUCAGAUGAGGAAUUUGUAUUACCAGAUUGUGGAGUUUCUCCUACAGGUACCGGAGGUUUAAUCGAAGGGCUGAAUCUCUCAGAUUUCGGCUGUUCCAUGGCUUCGCCAAAGACUGAACCUCGUGAUUUCCGGGUGUUCGUUGCAACUUGGAAUGUGGGAGGGAAGGCACCAAAUCUUGACAUGAACCUUGAAGAUUUCUUUCUAACGGAGGAUUCUGCAGAUAUUUAUGUCUGUGGGUUUCAGGAAAUUGUUCCACUCAAUGCCGGAAAUGUUCUAGUGAUUGAAGACAAUGAACCUGCCGCAAAAUGGUUGGUCCUUACAAACCAAGUACUUAACAAGCCCGAAUUCGGUUUCACGCAGCCAUCUUCAGACUGUGGCCGAAGUUUCAAAUGCUCCCAUUCCUUAUCGAAAGAGUCAAAAUCUCCCAACAGUCACUUCUUCUACAAGCCCUCACUCAAAAUCCUUAGUAAGAAUUUCAGGGCGGAAAGUAGCCUUCUCAAGACCUGUAACUGUCCGAUCCAAUCCACACAUGGGACCAAGAGAGGCCAAAAAAAGCUUAGGGAUUUAGCCUGCAAACUAGACCUCCGUCCCCUACCUGCACGUCGCUAUGGUGCUGCCGAUGAUGACUUGGUUGAUCUUUCUAACAUGCCCCAAAAUUUUUCAACCGGACGAAUGGGUUACCGGCUCGUAGCCAGUAAGCAAAUGGUUGGGAUUUUCCUCUCCAUAUGGACUCGAACUGAGUUAGUGCCAUACAUUGGUCAUCUACGAAUUUCCUGUAUAGGAACAGGAAUAUUGGGACGACUGGGCAACAAGGGAUGUAUAGCAGUAAGCAUGACAUUGCACCAGACCAGCUUUUGCUUCGUCUGCAGUCACUUAGCUUCGGGCGAGAAGGAAGGCGAUGAGCUCAAGAGGAAUGCCGAUGUUAACGAGAUACUCAGAAGCACACAGUUCCCCAAGAUGUGCAAAGCUUCCAAUCCUCGAGCACCGGAGAGAAUUAUUGAGCAUGACCGAGUAAUAUGGCUUGGAGACUUGAAUUAUCGUGUAGCCUUGAGCUAUGAGAAAACCAGGACUCUGUUGGAGGAGAACAAUUGGGGCGUCCUUCUCGAGAAAGAUCAGUUAAACAUAGAGAGAGAUGCCGGAAGAGUCUUCAAUGGAUUCCACGAGGGACGAAUAACCUUCGCUCCUACGUACAAGUAUUCUCAGAAUUCAGAUUUAUACGCCGGCGAAACUGUUAAAUCAAAGAAAAAACGACGAACCCCUGCAUGGUGCGAUAGGAUAUUAUGGCACGGUUACGGCAUUGAGCAAUUAUCGUACGUUCGCGGCGAGACGAGAUUCUCCGAUCACCGGCCUGUUUCCUCAUUGUUUGCAGUGAAGGUCGAAGUAAUGAGGAAAUCCGAUAACAGAUUCAGAAAAGGUUAUUCAUGUGCGGUAAAUAGAUCGGCAUACGAAGAUUCUAUACCUAAACGACAUAGUUUCUAUGAGUUGUAACUCCAAGUUUCGUUUGUUUAUUCGUUUAGAUUAUUAUAAAGAAA
Hibiscus syriacus is the source of this 1620-nucleotide messenger RNA. Its product is annotated as type I inositol polyphosphate 5-phosphatase 5-like. NCBI's taxonomy places the organism in Eukaryota, Viridiplantae, Streptophyta, Magnoliopsida, Malvales, Malvaceae. Gene Ontology annotation, biological process: phosphatidylinositol dephosphorylation. The transcript is spliced from 9 exons. The coding region runs from base 35 to 1576 and encodes 513 amino acids. Gene Ontology annotation, molecular function: phosphatidylinositol-3,4,5-trisphosphate 5-phosphatase activity; inositol-polyphosphate 5-phosphatase activity; phosphatidylinositol-4,5-bisphosphate 5-phosphatase activity. The record is from RefSeq and is a predicted model, not a curated record.